Molecule: messenger RNA, 1377 nt
Organism: Perognathus longimembris pacificus (Pacific pocket mouse)
Lineage: Eukaryota; Metazoa; Chordata; Mammalia; Rodentia; Heteromyidae
Gene: Bpifb2
Product: BPI fold containing family B member 2
Exons: 15
Coding region: 1-1377 (458 amino acids)
Molecular function (GO): lipid binding
Source: RefSeq, a predicted model, not a curated record
AUGUUCGGGUCACAAGGGCUGGACCUUCUGUUGGCACUGCUGCUGCCCAUGGUCAAUGCCACCUUGCCAGGCGCCAGGGUCCGACUCAACAAGGCAGCUCUGAACUAUGUGUCUGACAUCGGGAAGGCCCCACUUGAGCGAGCCCUGCGGGUCCCCGUCCCCGAUUUCCUGGACCAGAGUGGUGAGGUCCUUCAGUCUAUCAGGAUCCAAAUCCAACAAGUCCAUGUGUCCAGCCCCCACCUGAAAUUCGUGGCUGGUUUUGGGGUUCACGUGUCAGCAAUGGCCAAUUUUACCAUCCAGGUCUUUCGUGUCCUGCAGCCUCUGGAGAUGCUGCUGCCCGUGGCGCUGCAGGCUGACGUGCGCGUGGCCCAGGCCUCCAUCAGAACCCCCGAGGUCAGCGUCUCCUCCUGCUUCUCACUCUUCAGCCCGGCCAGGGUGCUAGAUGGCAGAAAUAGCUCCUUCCCCGCACUGCUGGUCCCCGUGCAGAAUCACAUUCAAGCUGUCCUGCGUAACAAGCUCUGCCUGCAAAUCUCCAGCCUGGUGCAGGGCCUCAAUGUCCACCUGGGCACCUUGAUUGGUCUCAACCCUGUGGGUCCCGAGUCCCAGAUUCGCUACUUCAUGGCAAAUGUGCCCAUCAUCACCAGUGAUUCCAUUUCCUUGGAGGUCAGGGCUGUUCUCUUCCUGCUGGGCAAGCCCCUGGCCCCGCCCCUGGAUGCUGCCUCUUUCCUGUGGCCAUGGCCUCGGGACACAACAGGUGCCCCAGCAACCGUGACCCUAUCUCAGCAGCUGUUUGACUAUGUUCUCCUGCUGAUGCAGAAGGCUGGCACUCUCAACUUGGACAUCACUGGGCAGCUGAGCUCCGACAACAAUCCACUGAACACUUCUGAACUGGGCCAGCUCAUCCCUGAGGUGGCCCACCUCUUCCUCCAGCCCAGGCCCCUGGUGCUCAAGGUCCAGCUGGGUGCCACGCCUGUGCUCAGGCUCCAUCCCAACAACGCCACCCUGACACUGCAGCCCUUGGUGGACGUCCUGGCCACAUCCUCCAACUCGGCCUUCCAGUCCCUCUUCUCCCUGGACGUGGUUGUGAACCUGAAACUUCAGUUUUCUGCAUCUGAGAUGAAGCUCCGGGGGAUGACAUCCGUGCUGGGGGGUGUCCAGAUCUCUGUGGCUACCUCCAAUGUGGGCUCCAUUGAGGUGGAUCAGAUACACACGCUCAUGUGCGCCGUGUUUGAGAAGCCUCUGCUGUACCACCUCAAUGGUAUCUUAGGCAUGGGCAUUGCCCUCCCCAGCAUGGUCAAUCUCCAUUACGCCAACCCUGAGGUCUCUGUCUAUGAGGGCUAUGUGGUGAUAUCGAGUGGACUCUCCUACCAGCACUGA